UACAAACGGUUGAACAUUUGUUUUGUGAGGUUAUGUAACCACUUGUUGAAAUGGAUCCCGACGAAGUUGAGUUUUUGGGCGAAAAACAAUACAUUUCCAUCAUUCCUACGUUUAGUAGUAAUGUAAUACAUUUAAUUUCGGGUGAUGUGGGUCCUUUUAGACCCUCCAUACCUAUAAGAGUGCCGUUUUGGAUGGCUAUGCAGUUGAAACAGCAAAGAAUUUGUAAAAUCGAACCUCCCGAAUGGAUGGAGGUUGAUAAAUUGGAGGCUAUUAAAGAGGAUGAGAAGAAUUCAAGGACUUUUACAAAAAUGCCUAGCGAUCAUUACAUGGUAGAGGCUAAAAUCUUGCUAGCCUCAGCCACAGAUGAUAUACCAAGGGCUGAUGAAAUAAGAACCAUAAUUAAAGAUAUUUGGGAUGUAAGAAUGUCAAAAUUGAGAUCCUCGGUGGAUGUUUUGGUUAAAAAUAAUGGGUCUUAUGCUGCUGUCGAUAAUUUAACUUUGAUGGAGAUUAAUUCUAUAAGGCCACUUUUGCCACAUGCCUUGGAUACCUUAUAUAGGCUUAAAAAUAGCAUAACUGGAGGUAGCAGUCAAAGCCAAUCUACAACUACCUUUUCAAGGUCUACAACCUCCUUUCAUAGUUAAUGUUUUGUAUGAUUUGGUUGUGUUUAAUAUCUCUGGUACUACUUAAUUUUUAAAUAAAAAACAGUUUUUGUAUGUUCUUAA
This is a messenger RNA of Brassicogethes aeneus, 722 nucleotides long. The record is from the annotation of a GenBank genome assembly. Lineage: Eukaryota; Metazoa; Arthropoda; Insecta; Coleoptera; Nitidulidae.